This is a messenger RNA of Emys orbicularis (European pond turtle), 4100 nucleotides long. RefSeq names its product protein phosphatase 2 phosphatase activator (gene PTPA). Gene Ontology annotation, molecular function: protein tyrosine phosphatase activator activity; peptidyl-prolyl cis-trans isomerase activity. The transcript is spliced from 10 exons. NCBI's taxonomy places the organism in Eukaryota, Metazoa, Chordata, Testudines, Emydidae. Gene Ontology annotation, cellular component: protein phosphatase type 2A complex; cytoplasm; nucleus. The coding region runs from base 33 to 998 and encodes 321 amino acids. The record is from RefSeq and is a predicted model, not a curated record. Gene Ontology annotation, biological process: mitotic spindle organization.
GGUGAUAACGGCGGGGGCUUGGUUCCAGGAAGAUGGCAGAGAGCGAGCGGCAGACAGGCUCUCCUGAGGAGGCAACGCCUCCCCUCUGCCAGAGUUUCAUGAUCCCCAAAAAGGAAAUACACAUGGUACCCGACAUGGCCAAGUGGAAACGCUCUCAGGCGUAUGCAGACUACAUAGGCUUCAUCCUCACCCUGAAUGAAGGUGUCAAGGGCAAGAAGCUGACCUGUGAAUACAAAGUAUCUGAGCCAAUUGAAAAGCUGAUGGAGCUUCUGGAUACCCUCGACAGGUGGAUUGAUGAGACCCCGCCAGUGAACCAGCCCUCUCGCUUUGGGAAUAAGGCCUUCAGGACUUGGUACGCCAAACUAGACCAGGAAGCAGAAAACUUGGUUAAAACAGUGGUCCCUGAGCAUCUGGCUGAAGCUGCACCAGAGGUAGCCUUAUACCUGAAGGAAUCCGUGGGGAACUCCACCCGCAUCGACUAUGGGACAGGUCACGAAGCGGCAUUUGCUGCCUUCCUCUGUUGCCUGUGCAAAAUUGGUGUUCUCAGGGUGGAUGACCAGCUGGCCAUUGUCUUCAAAGUGUUUAACAGGUACCUGGAGGUGAUGCGGAAACUCCAGAAAACUUACCGGAUGGAACCAGCUGGUAGCCAGGGAGUUUGGGGCCUGGAUGACUUCCAGUUUCUGCCCUUCAUAUGGGGCAGUUCCCAACUGAUAGAACACCCAAACCUGGAACCUCGGCACUUUGUUGACGAGAAGGUGGUGAAUGAAAACCAUAAGGACUACAUGUUCCUGGAGUGCAUCCUGUUCAUUACAGAGAUGAAGACUGGCCCUUUCGCUGAACACUCCAACCAGCUGUGGAACAUCAGCGCUGUACCUUCCUGGUCCAAAGUGAACCAGGGUCUCGUCCGCAUGUACAAGGCAGAGUGCCUGGAGAAGUUUCCUGUGAUCCAGCACUUUAAGUUUGGCAGCCUGCUUCCUAUCCAGCCUGUCACAUCUUAGAGACCGUGGGAGGAGUCGAUGCAGUGGAGACGACAGUGCGGCGCUCUUCCUCCUCCUCCUCCCUUCCUCCUCCUCACCUCUCCAGCCCCACAGCCCAUUCAUCCCUUUGUAUUUACAACUAGAGAAAGUUACAAAGCACUUAGUGACCUUGCAUGAAAGAAGUGGCCAAGAGCAGCUGCUCAUGCAAGUGCUCCCCACACUGACUAGAAAGGGACAAAACCAGUGCUGGGCUUCUAGCCUCCAGUGCGUUCAGUCUUACACUGUUCGUGGCUCGAAGGGCUGCCGUAUACUGAGCUGGGCGUGAGGGUGGCUUGAAUGGGGUUGGGGUAGGGGAUACGUCUAGUAUGGCUUUACAAGAAGACCUCUGCUCUUUAUCCCCCGGAGGUAGGGGGUUGGGAAGGGGAGGAGGAUAUGUAGUGGGGGUGGGGCGGUUACAGUUUCACUGGAAUCUUUUGCUGUCUUGUUUGAGGAACCCAAGGUGUGUAGACCAGGCCUUCGAUUCCAUUAAAAAAAAAAAAAAAAAGCCAUCUCUCGCUGUUAUGGCUGUGAAGAAAACCUUAAAAAGAGGUCCUGGGGUGUGAACGUGCCUGGGUGUCAGGAGGCCCCAGUGUCUCUGCUGCUGCCUUUGCUUGCAAAGGGUGUUUUGCAAGGGGUAGAAGAAGUGGUUGGAAAUCCCUGUGGGUCACAUGAAGCCAGGGUGCUCUCUCUCCCCUAGCCUGCGUAAGAAAAUUUUGUCUUUUUCUCCUCCAACCCCUAUCCCUGCUAAACUUCCUUGAGUCUUCCUUUCACACCACCUUGUCCUCUCCAGGGUACCAGCUGGGAGCCCCACCCCUGCCAGCCUAGGUCCUAGAAUGCUGAGCUGGCUUUGGAGCUGGAGAUGGGCUCAGGGGAAGGCUUUGGACACCAGAUGGUUGCAUUUAUGUGGGAAUGGCUCUACAAAGACACUGUUCUAGCAGAGCCUGAGCCAGUUACUUCCUCCCCUCGGUAGCUAACGGGCACAAACUCCACAUCAGGUACCCGUGCCCUCUCCAUCAGUACUUUGGGCUCAGCUGAGGCUGGGCAUGGCCCCCUUCUCUACACCCACCUUCUCCUGUGCGGUGUUUAGCAGCCACUAGAAUGGGGGCAGCCUUAAUGUCCUCACUGUAAUUUAUCAUGGCUGCUUUUGCUUGAUUAUAAGUUGUAGUGACAGCCCUAUAAUAAAGGGAUUUUUCCCAUUCAGUAGCACAUCCCCACACCCUGUAGACGUUACUGUAGGGAAUGCAGCAUAGGGCAGGUAUAUUGGCUUUAAAUCUGUUAUUUAACUGCUGGAAACAAAAGUCUUUCACCUCCCUCAUUCCCUGCAACAGCUGCCACCCUACCGGGGCAAACUGUACAAUUAUUUUUACCAAAACCCCAUGAAAGCACCAGACAUGCUCUGUGUUUCCCAAGAUGGGCAGGUUGUUUAGAAGGCUUACUCAGCGUGCUUAAUUCAUACAGCGGUUCUAGACUCUCACUUCCAGUGGCUUAGACUUAGGGGCACCUCUGAUUAAAUGAGGGGCUUAGACAUGCCUUUGGUAAUUAGCAGUGCUAGAAAAGGAAUGGCAGAAAACGGAUGGGAUGGAUUUGAGGGUAAAUCUUACAUGUUCGCUUGGGUCUGACAAAGAUUCUUUUUAAGUUCCUAGCUCGAGAGGGCAAGUUUACUCCCGGGGUAUUAAUAAACAUUGGGUUGGAGUGUGGCAGGGGUUAGCACCAACUGUGUGUAGCAGGGGCACUUUUUUGUUUGGCUUUCUUAGCGAGUGCAAUACCAGUUUUUCUCCCGCUGCUGUCAUCUGCAGCCAGCCUGCCUAACCUUUUCCAUCUGAGCCCCUUGAUUGCUAUUAAAUGAUUGGAAAAAGUUUAUUUUGCUCAUGGAAUUGGGUUUUUCACAAUUUUCUCUUUGGCUGCAUCUCCUGGAAUGAGCCUCUUCCUUCUCCAAAGCUUGUGCCCUGCUGCUGGGGGAAGAAGGGAUGAGAAAUGCAUUUAAGUUCAGGUGCAGUAUCUGUUUCUUGGGCUAAAAAGGCAAACCCUGGCCAAGCUGCAGCUGUCCUCUCUAUCCCAGUGCUUGGGCCUGAGCUAGUGCAGCAUGGGACAAUUGCAGAUGAACCGAAUCUGCUGGUUUUGUUUUUUUACAUAGUGGCUUUAUCAACUUACAUUUUAAAUAAAAUGUGAAAAAUCCAUCCCUGUUUUACUCCUAAAUCAUUAACAGGAUAUCUCUGUAGAGUUAAAUUACAAAUAACUCCACUGGAAAAGUGACUUAGGAAGACUUUAACCUGUCAGGACCCCUGAGCAUUCUAUAUUCUGGUGCUGUAGUUAAAAGGAUGCAGUUCAGGGACCAGAGCACAGUGUUCUAGACCGAGGAGGCCUGGUUCUCAUCUUGCCCUUAUUUCCUCAUUGCAUGACCUUCGGCAAGUCCUACCAUGCAGUAAAACAGGUCUAAUAAUAGCUGCCUGGCAGACUGGGCAUGACUUAGGCUGAGAUUUUCAAAGUUGUCUAGGAGAUUUGGACAGCACAUUCCCUUUAAUUUUAAUGGGAAUUAGGCUUCCCAUUCAAACUAAAUGAAAGUCGAGACCUCAAUGUCUGCAGAGCUGUCUCUGAUCCUUGGUGAAAGAUGCAAUGAAAGUAGAGCACCAAAAGGGUACAUUCCUUACAUUGCAUUAGGUUUUAGUGAUGCCACCAACCUUUACUGGGGCCAGCCUGUAACUCUGGAUGGGGGACAUAAGGAGGAGCUAAUAUGGAAUUAUUUAUUUAUGGACCAUCUAAGUCUGCACCCUCAUUCUGUUAAGGAUUUGGAAUCUUAAGCAGCUAGUGUUUGUGUGAAUCCUAUUGGUCCACCUUUAACUUGCCCUCAAUAAUCUGGCAAUAGGCUGCUUCCAUUCCUUGGUCGUUACUGUGAUCCCCGUCAGAUCUCAACUGACGGCCUGUUUGGGUUUUGUCCCUUUCCCUGAGUGUUCCACGUGCAUGCAUCACACUACCUGAAGCACCACCUGGCUUCCCCCAGGUCUGCAAAAGCAAUACCUGAGCAUCCCACCUCCCCAUGUUCUCCGAUAUUGUGGUUUUAAUUAAAAAUCUGUGUGUUUUGCACCU